AUGGCACACCAUCAGCAUGCUGAGUUUGGAGAUCAAGCAACAAAGGAGAACGUACAAGAAAAACUUGUUAGGCAGUUGAUCGCUGUGCUUACAGGAAAUCCAGAGGCCCUAUGCCAUGUAACAGAGAUUUUUCAGAAACUGAUUGAAAUGCAGCAUACUCCUGAGGCACAGGACGUCACAGCGGAAACGCUGGAGACAGCCAGAAAUGAAGAGCACACGCUCAUGUUGGCACGAAGGGAAAAUGAUGACUUUGAUCGACAAAAUCAACAUCUGAUGAAUGAUAAUGCCGUUAAGGACAAGAAGUCUGUUGGGAAACCAGCUGCACUGGGCCAGUAG
This is a messenger RNA of Pocillopora verrucosa, 336 nucleotides long. Lineage: Eukaryota; Metazoa; Cnidaria; Anthozoa; Scleractinia; Pocilloporidae. The record is from RefSeq and is a predicted model, not a curated record.